ACGCCGUGGAAGGCGCGGCGCUCAAACGAGCAAAAGAAGAACGAAGAAGACUUUCAGACUCCCACAAAAACGCACCUAAAAAGCGUGAAGGCGACAUCUUCGAUGGUCCUCGAAACUCGUACAGGGCAAGUGAAAUGAUAAAAUCUCUAGCGAACAUAACGGCUAAACAAAGAAACAGCUAAGUAGAUGGAGGGGGGUAAAAGCAAGAGUCAUCACCGCCUUGAAGAAGAAUUAAAAUUGUCCGGUUCUGAGCAACUAACUCUUGCAGCGCGUGGUUACAGGAUCAUAAAAAAAGUAAACGAGGGGUCGUAUGCGAAGGUGUACCUUGCCGAGUAUAGAAACCCGAACAAAAAUGACAAACUUUCCGUACUAGCGUGCAAAGUGAUAGACACAAACACAGCGCCCAAAGAUUUCGUUAAGAAGUUCCUUCCCAGAGAAAUUGAGAUGUUAAUAAAACUCAGUCAUCCACACUUAGUGCACACUCACAGUAUUUUCCAGCGAAGAUACAAAUACUUCAUCUUCAUGAGGUACAUGGAGCAUGGAGACUUGCUGGAAUAUAUUUUGCAAAAAGGCGCAGUGCAGGAAGACCAGGCUAGAAUAUGGACAAGGCAGUUGGCACUCGCCAUCCAGUACAUGCAUGAGCUCGAAAUAGCUCACAGGGACAUCAAAUGUGAGAACGUGCUUUUAACGGCUAACCAAAACGCCAAAUUAUCCGACUUCGGUUUCUCCAGAUAUUGUGUAGACAAGAAAUUCCGUGACGUCCAUAGUGAGACAUUUUGCGGAUCUUUAUCUUACACCGCUCCAGAAAUAUUACAGGGCUCUCCUUACUAUCCUAAACCCACAGACGUGUGGUCGCUAGGAAUAGUAUUAUUUGUUAUGUUAAACAGGGCCAUGCCUUUUGAAGACAAGCACAUCAAACAACUCUACCAAGCGCAGAUUAACAGAAACUGGAAGUUCCGUUCGCGUUAUGUGGACAGUCUCUCAGAAAGUUGCAAACUUUUAGUGACAUUAAUGCUGGAGCCCAACCACCAAAACAGAAUAAAAAUCGAUCAAACUAUAAACAGUGAAUGGAUUGCAAUGGACUCCAGGUUGUUAGAAUGGACGCCACAAGAAACAUUAGCGUGGCGAAAAGCGCGGGAAGAGAGGACUCAAUUGCUAAAGCAAGUAGAGCAUGUAGACCCAAAAUCCAAAGAGAAAGUAAAGGAAAACGGUCUUCCAGAAUCUUCCCUGGUGAAAAACAACUUGGAAUUGACAAGGGCGGCGGGUUCCAGCUCCUCAUAGCAGGUGUGUCUGUCUGAUUCACAUAUUUUUAAUGAUGUCUUGCAUAGACAUAAUUAAAAAUGAGGUUAAUAAUUCGAACUGUUUACAUACAAAUUUUUCGUAUUUAGCUACUGGCAUAAAAUUUGACAGUGCGGUGACAG
Messenger RNA from Hyposmocoma kahamanoa, 1421 nucleotides. RefSeq names its product testis-specific serine/threonine-protein kinase 1-like. The record is from RefSeq and is a predicted model, not a curated record. Gene Ontology annotation, molecular function: tau-protein kinase activity; ATP binding; protein serine/threonine kinase activity. The transcript has 6 exons. NCBI's taxonomy places the organism in Eukaryota, Metazoa, Arthropoda, Insecta, Lepidoptera, Cosmopterigidae. Gene Ontology annotation, cellular component: cytoplasm. Bases 187 to 1281 code for a protein of 364 amino acids. Gene Ontology annotation, biological process: protein phosphorylation; intracellular signal transduction; microtubule cytoskeleton organization.